UCCAUAUCAGGUAAGGCUGAUAUUUCACAACAUGACCCGUUAUAAUCAGAUGUAUAAGAUUAUUGUACUGCUUGGAAUUCUGGAGUUUGAGAGUAUGAUAAAAUAAGCAAUAGGGAACUUGUAAGACCUGCAAAGGCUGGGCCCAUCAACAUUUAAUCACAGGUGAGGACUGGCCCCUGAGGCCUCGCCAGAGGUACUACUGACUGCUAACAGUAUCAUUUUCUUCAGCUGUGUAGUCACAAAUGCCCCUGCUCCACUAAACAAGCUGCCACUUGGGCUACUAACUCCAUGGGCCACAUGUAAAGAGAAGAAACGAAAGCAGGGGUCGGGAGGAGAGAUUCCUCGAAAAAAGGGUUCCGGCAGGAGAGGGAGAAGAAUAAGCUUUGGAAAUGAGUUUGGGAAAAUGACUAAAAUUCAUUGUGUAAAUGUGUGAAACUGUAAAACAAUAAGGAAUAAGAAAAGGAAACAAUACACAGUGUAAAUACACAUGCAUACACACCUAUGUAGACAGACAUCUGUAUUUCAAAUGAGAAAAUGUUUAUAGAGGUUAUGUGUUAUGGGAUUUCAGAGCGGUCAUGUUUUGCAAGAUCCAAUUAUUUGGAUAAUUGGGCAUGUGAAAUAGUUAGAAACAGAUAUAAACUGGUAUGAAAAUGUCCAUAUUCAAAGGCUGGAAAGAUGACUCAGCAGUUAAGAGUACCCAACAUCCAAUUUCGGCUCAUGAUCCUCUGUAACUGCAGUUCCAGGAGAUCUAAUGCCCUUUUCUGUCCUACACAGGCACUGCAUAAGGGCAGGAGAAACAUUGGUACAUAUAAAAUGAGAAAAGUCCAUAUGUAGCAGUAACCGAAUAUAAAACCAAUAUAUGCAAUGAAAAUUAAAAAGAAUACAAAAUUAUUUUUCUAACUUAUUUCUCAAAUUCUGUCCCUUGCAUCACACUCCUGUCCCCUCAGGGGCUGAGGAAGGCAGCAUGUGGAGGUGGAACCAGACCUCCCUGGAAGACUUCAUCCUUCAAGGGCUCUUUGAUGACUCCCUCAACCACCUCUGUCUUUUCCUCCUGCUGAUGCUGGUCUUCCUCACCGCAGUGAUUGGCAACAGCCUCACCAUCCUCCUCAUCUGUGCUGACCCCCAUCUUCACACCUCGAUGUACUUCCUGCUCAGCCAGCUGUCACUCAUGGAUCUGAUGCAUGUCUCCACAACCAUCCCCAAGAUGGCUAGCAACUACCUGUCUGGUAAGAAGUCCAUCUCCUUUGUGGGCUGUGCUACCCAGCACUUCAUGUACCUGUCUCUGGGUGGAGCAGAAUGUCUCCUCCUGGCCCUCAUGGCCUAUGACCGCUAUGUUGCCAUCUGUCACCCCUUACGAUAUACUGUGCUCAUGAGCAGAAGAGUGGGAGUGAUGAUGGCUGUCAUGUCAUGGUUGAGUGCGUCUGUGAACUCCCUAAUCCACACAUCCAUCUUGAUGAGCUUCCCUUUCUGUGGUUCAAGAAUCAUCCACCACUUCUACUGUGAAUAUCCUGCUGUUGUGAAGUUGGUGUGUGGUGAUGUCACUCUCUAUGAGACCACAGUGUACAUCUGUAGUGUUGUACUUCUCCUCCUCCCCAUCAUCCUCGUCUCUGCGUCCUAUGGCUUCAUUCUCCACAGUGUGAUUCAGAUGCGUUCAGCUGGGAGUAAGAGAAACGCCUUUGCCACCUGCAGCUCUCAUCUCAUUGUCGUUUCCCUCUGGUAUGGUGCCUGCAUCUUCUCCUACAUGAGGCCCCGGUCCCAGCGCACUCCACUGCAAGACAAAGUUGGUUCUGUUUUCUAUAGCAUCAUUACUCCCACCCUGAAUCCCCUGAUUUAUACUCUCAGGAAUAAGGAUGUUGCUAAGGCUCUGAACAGAGUGCUGAGGAGGGAUGUUGUUGCCUAGGGACUGCAACUGUAUUUGUCCUGAAUACAAUGCUGGGCAGGCUGUACUCCGUACACCGAUCAGGGCAAAACACUAAGACUUUUAAGGCCAAGAUUCCUUAUGCCCUUUGAGGAGGACAAGAGUGAAAUUUUAACUUCUAAGCUCACUAUUGUAAUAUUUUUUCCAGCAUGCCAUACCGUACAUUAUGUUUCAGCAAACCAUUUGAGAGGUGGGGCCCAGUGUAAAAAUAUCUCUAGAAGGGUUCAUAUAAGGUGAUAGCUCAGUUAGUAAAGUGCUUGUUGUGCAAGCAUGAGCUGAGUGUAAAAAACCUGGCAUGGUGCCAUGAGCUCAUAAUGCCAGUGUUGUAGAAGUGAGGACAAGUCAAUGCCUGUGGCUCCCAGACUAGCCAGCCUGUCUGAAUGGGCACUUUCAGGUCAGGGAGGCUCAAAGAGGGUGGGUGACUCCAGAAGAGCAGCAGACAAGGUUGAGAAGAUUGAGCUCAGGUCUACACACACACACACAUACACACACACACACACACACACACAUACACACACCACACA
Messenger RNA from Mesocricetus auratus (golden hamster), 2442 nucleotides. Its product is annotated as olfactory receptor 2AE1-like. Lineage: Eukaryota; Metazoa; Chordata; Mammalia; Rodentia; Cricetidae. Gene Ontology annotation, molecular function: G protein-coupled receptor activity; olfactory receptor activity. The record is from RefSeq and is a predicted model, not a curated record. The coding region runs from base 965 to 1900 and encodes 311 amino acids. The transcript has a single exon. Gene Ontology annotation, biological process: G protein-coupled receptor signaling pathway. Gene Ontology annotation, cellular component: membrane.